GCUCGACACGGACUCGUCGUGUUUACUUGGCUCUUUGUUCCUCCCCCCUCCCCCGGCACACACUCACACUCAAUCGCACACGCACCCUGGCCUGCAAACUUGCACGGCUGGGGCGCGCCGCCGGGUGGCCUCGGCCCCCGCCCCGCCCCGCGAGCUGCCCCGAUGAGGCGGCAGCCACAGAACGGCGACCUCAAGAAGCAGCUACACGAAAGGCAGCCGCGGAUCGCAGCGCUCAGCGACAAACAAGCUUUGGGAGCCAUCACUGCAGUGCCUGUCACGGGUCCUCAGGUCAGCUCCUUGCAGAGGUUGGCCGGGCAAGGAGCGGCAGUGCUACCUCAGGUUAGGCCAAAGACUCUGAUUCCAGAUAGCCUCCCCAUCACCCCAGGCAGGGACCGGCCGCCCAAGCAGCCCCCAGCAUUCCAGAAGGCCACAGUGGUCAGCAUCAAGAACCCCAGUCCAGCCCUCCCCACUGCCAACAACACUGUCAGCCAUGUGCCAACGCCCGGCAGCCAGCCCCAGGCUCUCGCCGAGCCCACCGCCAUCACCUCACCCCUGAGCAGUGCUGGGGUGGCCUAUGCCAUCAUCUCCACCUCCUCCAGCAAUGCCACCGCCAUCACCCCCAGCACCACCGUGCCCGUGGUCAAUGACAGCAUCAAAGUCCAGCCCCUCCUCAUCAGUGCCGACAGCAAGGUCAUCAUCCUUCAGCCUCAAGUGCAGACACAGCCUGAAAAUUCAGCAGAGCCACGGCCACCCUCAGAGGAGCUAUCUCAGGGAGCUCAGGCCACCAAAAAGAAGAAGGAAGAUCAGCCUGCGAGCCAGGAGAACCCCGAGAAAAUUGCCUUCAUGGUAGCACUAGGCCUGGUCACCACGGAACACCUGGAAGAAAUCCAGAGCAAGCGCCAGGAGCGGAAGAGAAGGAGCACAGCCAACCCUGCUUACAGCGGCCUCCUGGAGACUGAGAGGAAGCGGCUGGCCUCCAGCUAUCUCAACAAUCCUCUGUUCCUCACAGCCCGAGCCAAUGAGGACCCCUGCUGGAAGAGUGAGAUCACCCAUGAUGAGCACUGUGCAGCGUGCAAGCGAGGGGCCAACCUGCAGCCCUGUGGUGCCUGCCCGGGGGCCUACCACCUCAGCUGCCUGCAGCCCCCCCUAAAGACAGCACCCAAGGGCAUGUGGCUAUGUCCCAAGUGCCAGCAGAAGGCCUUAAAGAAAGAUGAGGGUGUGCCCUGGACUGGGAUGCUGGCCAUUGUGCAUUCCUACGUCACCCACAAGACAGUCAAAGAAGAGGAGAAGCAGAAGCUGCUGCAGCGUGGCAGCGAGCUGCAGAACGAGCACCAGCAGCUGGAGGAGCGGGACCGACAGCUAGCCUCGGCAGUGAAGAAAUGCCUAGAGCUUAAGACAAGCCUGCUGGCCCGCCAGAGGGGCACCCAGUCAUCGCUGGACCGUCUCCGGGGUCUCCUGAGACUGAUCCAGGGCGAGCAGAUGCUCCAGGUUGCCAUGACGACCACCAGCCCCACCCAGCUGUUGGCUGGGCCCUGGACCAAGCCCUCAACUGCCACCACCAUGCGCCCCGCUCUCCAGCACCCCCAGGGCCAUAACUGACCCCAGGGACCUGUCUUCCUGCCCACGGAAAGUUUCUGGGGCCCUGUCCACACAACCUGGGGGUUCUGUUGGCCUUAAAUUCAUAAACACUAUGAAUUUCAGACAAAAAUAAAACCAGACAGAGGAGACGGAGGAGAAAAAGGGAGAAGGAGCAAAGGGAGCAACCCAGGGCCAGGACUGGGUGGAUGUGGAGUCCUGUACCCU
Castor canadensis (American beaver) is the source of this 1803-nucleotide messenger RNA. RefSeq names its product PHD finger protein 21B (gene Phf21b). The record is from RefSeq and is a predicted model, not a curated record. Lineage: Eukaryota; Metazoa; Chordata; Mammalia; Rodentia; Castoridae.